This is a messenger RNA of Cutaneotrichosporon oleaginosum, 1868 nucleotides long. RefSeq lists its product as uncharacterized. Lineage: Eukaryota; Fungi; Basidiomycota; Tremellomycetes; Trichosporonales; Trichosporonaceae. The record is from RefSeq and is a predicted model, not a curated record.
AGGCGCCUCGCGGUGAUACAAGCCCUCACACACAACAACUCACUCUCACCAUCUUUCUUCACACCUUCGUGAUCAUCACAUCACUUAACAACACCUAUCCACACCUUCAAACACCACACACUACUCUGUUAACCACUUCCACACACUGUCAUCAACCCGCUCCCCUUUAUCCAACACCCUCUACACGCUCACCGCGCGUCUCUUGCUCUCGCAGGCAGUUCGCCCAGACCCCAAUUCUCUCCCCAUAACAAACUCACCAGCCUCCUCGUUGUCUAGCUCCCAAGCUCGCAACUUCCACACCCCUACAAUCAAACAACUCUCUCGACUCCUCCCCCCUAAACUCGAUCAAGCAGUUUUUCCAAACAUGCUGUUCACCCUUUCCAAGGCGCCUGCCACUACCCAGCUUUCUGAUGCCUUCAAGGCGAAGAUCGCUCUCCCGACCAACCUCCCUAGCCUUCCGGAGGCCGCGACCUACCUGCGCGGCUGCUUCCCCUCCGACUCCGCCCCAGCCUCGAUGAACGAUUCGAACACGCCCCACAGCUCGGUCCUCAACUCUCUCUCUCUCUCGUUCUCCAUCGAUACUCUCUCGACUGGCCUGUCCUUCGGGGUCAAGCUCGUUAAGGCGAUGCCCGUUAUCGGCCGCCCUGUCGCCAGCAUCAUCAACUAUGGCCAGACCUUCGCUUCCGCCAACGUCGCGGACAAGGAGAUGAUUGCGGAUCUCCAGGCUCAAAUUGUCGCCCUGCACGCUCGCCAGCACGAGAUGGACGAGGAUGCCGCCCUCUGUGCUCUCCAGCACCAGGCCGACAUGGAUGCUGCCCUCCUCGCUCGCGAGGACGAAGCCGACACCCACGCUAGAGUCAUCAACAGCAUCAAGGUCGAGCUCGACUACACCAAGGACGACCUCAAGGCUGCAAACGCCGCUCUCGAGGCACGCAACUCCGAGCACAACACUACCAAGCUCGAGCUCCAGGCCGCCCACGCUUCGAAGUCACAGUCUGACGCCGAGAAGACUCGUCUCGAGGGUCAGGUCUCCUUCUACAAGAAGCUGUACGAGAGCGUCUCCAAGGAGCUCAAUGCCGCCGAGGAGGAGCUCGAGGAGGCGCGGCUUGCCAGCCCCAGCGGCGGUGACGGUGAGCUUCAGCAACUCCGUGCCCAGCUGGUCGCCUCGAAGAAGCGUGAGGCCGACCUUCGCAUCCAGCUCGAUGCCAUGAACGAGUCUGAGGUAGAGCUCGGCUCCCAUCUCCAGGCUGCUGGCCAGUCUGUCGAUCAUCUUCGCUACAAGCUCUACUCCAUCAGCGCAGCCAACACUGGACUGGCCCAAAGCCACGCCGUAUCCCGAGUAACCAUCGCGACCUUGCAGCAGGAGAUUGCUGCGCUCAAGGGCGACAGCAACUGCAACGGCCCCAGCAAGAAGAAGCAGCGCCCCAAGCAUGGGGCCGUUUUCAGCCCUUCUCCCCUCCGCAACGACAUCACGGACAUGCUUGUGCACCCGGCGUGUGGCAACAUCGUCGAGGAGACGCAUGAGGAGCAGGAGCAGUGCUUCGAGGCCAGCGCGAACAAGACCACCUUUGAGGACGACGAGAAGAUGGAUGUCGACGAGGACGUGAUGGUUUUUGACAGCGGGAUGGAUGUCGCCAUCGAGAAGGAGGUCUCCAUUUACGAGGUCGAGGCGCUCGUUUCGGAUGAGGACGAGGAGGACGAGGACUCCGAGGAUGAGCGCACGCCGCCCCCCCGUCCUGGAAACCCUACCCCCUACGACCAGCGUGACUAGUCGGCUGCUUGCAGCUCAAGCCGGUACCUUGACUUUCGGUUGUUUUUGUAGCACACAUGCCCAGAGUUAGCUCUGGAUGUAUCCUUAGCGCAUUGCA